Closterium sp. NIES-65 is the source of this 1965-nucleotide messenger RNA. The record is from the annotation of a GenBank genome assembly. Lineage: Eukaryota; Viridiplantae; Streptophyta; Zygnematophyceae; Desmidiales; Closteriaceae.
AUGUUUCACUCGCAGUUGAAACCUGAUAGUACGUUAACGUCGUCCUCUCGCUACUCUUCCGGUUCCCGACUUGGACGACCUCCUGUGACCUCAUCGCCGGCGACGACCAAGCUGGCGACUCCGGCGACGGCCGACGACGCGGUGUGCGACUGUCCGCUGCGUCGCCACAACGUGCGGGUGAUUGGGACGGGCAAAACGACGCUACUACUGUCGCACGGAUUCGGCAGCAACCAAAAGGUACCCCCUGCUUCCGCUUUCCCGCAUGCUUCCACUCAGCCAGACCCUUACCUUUACAACUACUUCCCUCGUACCCCUUACAAGCCGCCUCAAAACACCACAUUGGCGUCCCAUUUUCCGCGCACCACCCCGCGUAUCACCGCGCAGAUCUGGGACGGCGUGCUGUCGCACCUGGACCUGCGGCGCACGUUCCGUGUGGUGCUGUGGGACCUGAUGGGCGCCUUCAGCACGCCCUCCGCGUCGUACGACUUCCAGCGCUACGCAUCUCUCUGCUCGCACGCUGAUGACCUGCUCGACGUGCUCCACGCGCUGGGGGUGGCGGGGGGCCAGGCGGGGAAGGGUGAGGAGGCGGGGGGCCAGGCGGGGAAAGGCGAGGAGGCGGGGGGCCAGGCGGCGGGGGAGGCGGAGGGGGAGGCGGAGGGGGAAGCGGAGGGGGAGGCGGAGGGGAAGGCGGAGGGGAAGGCGGAUGGGAAGGCGAAGGUUAAGGCGGAUGGGAAGGCGGAGCGGGAAGCGGAGGGGGAAGCGGAGGGGGAAGCGGAGGGGGAAGUGGAGGGGAAGGCGGAGGGCGUGGUGUGUGUGGGGCACAGCGUGAGCGGCAUGGUGGCGCUGCUUGCAAGUCUCGAGCAGCCCAGCGCCUUCAAGCGCCUGCUGCUGCUUGGCGCCUCGCCUAGGUACCUCAACGAGCCGUCCAUGGGGUACGUGGGCGGGUUCGACCCGGCAGACCUGCAGCAGCUGUUUUUUUUUACACGACUCACUCAAAUGCCCAACUUCCUUUCCCUAUCUCCUCCUCCCCUUCUCCCCACCACCAGGUACCUGAACGAGCCGUCCACGGGGUACGUGGGAGGCUUCGACCCGGCAGACCUGGAGCAGCUGUUCCGGGCGGUGCGCGAGAACUACAUCGCGUGGGCGUCGGGGUUUGCACCGCUCAUGGUGGGGCGGGACAUCAGCAGCGCCGAGGUGCGCCAGCUCACUGAGAGCGUGCUGCUGGUGCGCCCUGACAUCGCCCUCAGCGCCCUCCGGACGACCUUCCAGUCGGAUUACCGACACGUGCUGGCACAGGUGGUUGAGACGUCUCAAGCUGGGUUGGGAGUGCUAUCCACAAAGAGUGAUGCUGCCGUGCCAAUGCAAGUGAGCGAGUACCUGAGGGAGGCGAUACCUGGGGCGUGCAUGGAGGUGCUACCCACACACGGCCACCUCCCCCACCUCACCCACCCUGCUGUUGUUGCUCGCGCCAUCCAACGCCAUGCUGCUGCCCACGACGCUCUGGACCACGCUCCAUGCAACUGGGGGCCCAGAAGCGGGGUGCUGUGGGGCAGCAGGUGGCUGUCGGUGCUGCUGGCGGGGGUGUGCAGGGAGGAGCGUGUGGAGGAGGCGGCACGCUUGAGCAGCAGCGAGCGCAGGAAGGCGGGGAACUGUGGGUUGGCGGCGUCGUGGUGGAUGAAGGGGAACCACUCUGUGCUGUCCGCUAUGCUCACAGGCGACCUGCAUGGGAGGGAUACGGGGAGUGGUGGGGAUGAGCAGUGGGAGGAUGUGGGGAGGGGGCAUUGUGGGGGUGUGGUGGAUGAAGGGGAACCACUCCGUGCUGUCCGCUAUGUUCACGGGCGACGUGCAUGGGAGGGAUACGGGAAUGUGCAGUGGGAGGAUGUGAGGCGUGAGCAUGUGGGGGUGCGGGUGUGUGAGGAGCAACGGGUGGUGGGAGAAGGAGAGUCGCCGCACGAACAUACAUAG